Dimorphilus gyrociliatus is the source of this 1777-nucleotide messenger RNA. NCBI's taxonomy places the organism in Eukaryota, Metazoa, Annelida, Polychaeta, Dinophilidae. The record is from the annotation of a GenBank genome assembly.
GAUAAUUAUAAAAUUUAAAAAAAAAUACGAAUAGUCCUAUGUCUGUGCCGUGAUUUCCGUUCAACAAACAGACUUGGUUGUAUACCGCUUAACCUGUUCGAUUUUGAUGAAAUCGAACUCAAUCGUUACGAAAGUUUGUUUUAAAAGCGUUUAGUCUUAGCAACGGCGUCAUUGAAGAGUUUGUAGACUAUUAAACCCCUUCCUCUAUUCAAUAAAAAAACAACAUCUGUCAAAAUGCCGCGCGUCAUCCGGAUUCCGGACGACCGACCGAAGACUGCACCAGUCCUUCGAAGAGUUUCUUCAACUAAUUCUACAGUCAUCAACCGGCGAUUAGCUUUAUCGACGGCUGGACGAAGACAGAGCCGCUAUUCAAUGACCGACAGUUCAGAUGACGAAGACGGGGAAGUAAAUUUUGCUUGGGGCAAUGAAAACGAGAAAAGGAGAUUUAGAAGAGAAGUUGUUGAACGUGCUAUGAAGGAAUUCGAUGUCGACAAGGCUCUGGAUAGGAUUAGGCAGAUGUCGGUCGUCGAAUGGAUGGUUAAACCAGAUCAAUUUACAUUGGAUUGUUCUCAAGCUGCUGCUGCUCUACAGAAGCGUUUAAAGAAUUUGAUGGGUAGUGAAAAAGUGCGACUAAACGAUCCAAAGUACAUAGGCGAACUUAAACAGAAGCUUGAUGAAGAGUAUCAAAUUAGGGAGGCAUCUAAGGAGAAAGAAAGACGUGAAAGAGAACGGAUGAGAGUUCGCAAGUUACUUGUUCAGGGUCAAAUCGAUUCAUCCCAAGUCAGGAAUGACACAGAUUUGUGGAGAGAGCACGUACAGCGGGAAAAACGCACAGCAAACACCUACCCAACCCAUUUGUUCGGUCGGAAACGGAAACGCGAAUCGGAAAUGCCAAAGUUCUCCUCCUUCAAGGAGCAAACCCCUGCCCUGCCCUGCUUAAAGCCUUCCUAUGUCAAUCCUCCUAUUAGCAGGCCCGUUUCGGCUUUUAGGACUAUGUUGCAUAAACCAAAUGAGGGCAUCAGCUUGACUUUAGAGACAGCAUUAAGGGGUAUAUCUCUCGAUGACGCGACUGUAGAGGAUGAAGCGGUUCCUCAAGCGGAAAUUGGGCAGAAGGUUACGACUUUUAAAAGGAAGAAAUUGCCAUCAGCUGAAGAUGCAUCGACGUCACUUAAAUUUAAAAAUUACCAGCCGUCUCUAAGAGUAAAAGAUGAUAUUUAUCUGAAAAGAUUAAUAGAAGAGCAAACUGUGAACGGACUUUACGAUUGCGCAAUGGAAAUGAUUGACCUGCGAGUUGGUUCCGAUUACAGCAGAAGGAAAUAAAUUAUUAAUUGAGUAGAAAAGAAGAGAAGAAAAGAAAAUCAAAAUAGCGUCCACCAGAUGACGCCUGAAAGCAAUAAACACUCUAGGCGUUCGGAGACGUUACCGACUUGAGACGUCAAUUUGUUUACAUUAGUCGCAAAUCCGUUUUCGAUCCGCUCGUCAGCAUUUUUAUAGCCGGACAGCAAAAUAUACAUACGGGGUAAGGGCUUCAAUUUGGGUGGCGAGUCUUUGCAGUAGAAAAGAUCUGCUCCACUGGGACAGAGUGUCAACAUUUGGUGCAAUUACUGUUGCAAAGUUCAUCUCGUACAUUGAAAAACGACAAUUAUCCGCCUCGUCUUUCGCACUCCGAUCGCGGAUAAUUUAUUCAUUGACAUUUUAUAUAAGUGUAUAUAUACGUACAUAUACUUAUAUAUAAAUACAUAUACACAACCUAUAUAUAUAUAUAUAUAUAUAUAGC